Bursaphelenchus okinawaensis is the source of this 1556-nucleotide messenger RNA. NCBI's taxonomy places the organism in Eukaryota, Metazoa, Nematoda, Chromadorea, Rhabditida, Aphelenchoididae. The record is from the annotation of a GenBank genome assembly.
AUGGAACCUCCAAACAAUCCUGGGUACAAUAAUUAUGGCUACACACCGCCACCACCACAAUAUGGCCAAGGAAUGCCUCCACAACAGCAGCCUUCAGAUCCUUAUGGCCAGCCACCGCCGAACUUUUCUCAAUUUCCUGACCAAUUCUCGGCCGCUUUCAAUAAUCCGAUUGUUCAGAGCUACGCUGAAGGAGUAAGUUAUUGUUUGUUAUAUUGGUUUUUAGGUAGAGCUUGUUGAACUACUAGUUAUAGCCAUUUUGCGAUGUUAUACUCGAUAACAAAAGGGCAUAAUAGAUUUUUGACUAUAACUUGUUGGAAAAGACAGCUAGAGACUUGAAAUUUUAGAGAUUUAUACCUUAUUUAAUUUGUUGUUUAUAUUUUUAAACAAUUUUAAAAAGUAUUGUUAAAUUUCAGUACAAGAAGCAGAUAUACGAACAAUAUGUCGCCACAUCAGCUCAGACAUUGAAGUACUACUUUGCGGUCGACACGAAUUAUGUUGUAAAGAAGAUUGCUUUGAUUAUGUGCCCGUUUUUGCAUAAAGUAAGUCAAUGUAUAAAUUUUUGAUUAAACUUUUAGGACUGGAGUUCUCAUCCCGGAGCUAAUGGUGAACAAGCGCCUCCAAAGUAUAAUAUUAAUGCUCCUGAUCUAUAUAUUCCUGUUAUGAGCUUUCUAACUUAUGUUUUGGUAGCUGGAUUUGUUUUUGGAACUCAGGAUAGGUAUGUUAUUUGGAGUUUGUUAUCUAAAAUAGGUAUUUUUAAAAAAGAAACGUGUUUUAUUGUAGGUUUGAACCGGAGAAGCUUGGUUUAUUGACAACGAACGCCUUGUUUUACUUAAUAUUGGAAAACUUGGCCAUAUUUGUGACAAAGUUUGUUCUCAACUUGUCACACACUUUAAACUUUGGCAUUGUCUUAGCUACAGUUGUUACAAAUAUGUCGCGUAAGUUUGCUGGGUCUAACAUAAUAUUUUUGGUUUUGUGGGCCAUUAUGAGGUCUAAAUGGAUGUUUUUGAUUAAAAAGGAUGUAAAAAGGUUUUGACUAUUUAUAUUUAGGUAAAAUGUUUUGAAUUUUUGUUAGUUUAGGUAAUAAAUUUGAUUUUAUCGUUAUUAAACAAAUUUCAGCAUGGUCUUCUGUUUACUGGCAUUUUUGGUUGGUGGAAAGUCAUUAUACUAUUGUGCAUUGGCUUACAGUAUUGUGGCUACAGUAUUCUUCUUAGUAAGUAUAUUUUUGUUUGUGCUUUUUUGUUUUAAGGUAACAAUAUUACAAAAAUUAUAUUAACUAUGAUGAUAACAAAAUUCAGCUCCGAUCAAUGAAAAUCUAUCUAUUAGACAUGGCAAAUCGUGGUGGAGAUCAAAAGAAACGAAAACUAUACUUAUUACUGUCAAUUACUCUAGUACAAGGUUUGAUUAUCUGGCUACUUACGAGCAGUGUAACAUCGUACAUGCCUGGCAACUACAAUAUUGCCAAGAUGGCGUUGGACAAGAUGGGAAUCAAGAAGAAUGAGGUUCCAAUGACUCACGACGGUGAAGUGGACUAUGAAGCAUUGUUAAAGAUGGAAUAG